This is a messenger RNA of Raphanus sativus (radish), 784 nucleotides long. Its product is annotated as ATPase family AAA domain-containing protein At1g05910-like. The coding region runs from base 73 to 624 and encodes 183 amino acids. The record is from RefSeq and is a predicted model, not a curated record. Lineage: Eukaryota; Viridiplantae; Streptophyta; Magnoliopsida; Brassicales; Brassicaceae. The transcript is spliced from 2 exons.
GCUGAAGGUGGUCCUGCACAGAUACCAGAUGAUCUGAGUGGAUCUAUCCUUGGUCUAGCUCCUGUAGUGCAGAUGGGGACUGUUACUAGAGCAAGUGCCCGGCUUCGAAAUGUGCAGCCAGAGGUUAAUAUAGAACGAGAACAUGAAGGUCUUAAGAAGCCUAAGAAAACAGCUGAUGCUGCCUGUACAGAUUCAGCUGCAGAGAAACCAGAACACCAAGAUUCAGACGUAGAAAUGACACCUCUGGAAGCAGCAGCCAAAUCAAACUCAUCAGCGCCGCCGCCUUGUUCAGCAGAAGAUCCGCCUAGAAAAGAGGAUGACGAAGCUUGUGGGGAAGAAGAAGAAGAAGAAGAAGAAGAAGAAGCGAGUGGUGAUUGUUCCCAAGAUUCUGUGAAGUCAGACGAAGACGUCUCAAGAAGCGAGAUAGAAUCUGUAAAGGGAAUGCUGAUGGAGCGUACUGAGAACUACAGCAUUCCGCAGAUGGAGAGGCUCUACACUCGAGUCAUGAAGGGUGUACUUGAGUCUCUGGACAAAGGGCCUGGUGAUGGUGAUGAUGAUCAAAGCCCUAAGCAUUCGAUUUUGAGAUUUUUAUCGGAAUUCGCUCAGCUUCAAGCGAAUUUCUGAGGCUUAAAACUUUUUUUCUUAUAUCGGUUAGAAAUCUUAAGAAAAAGAAUGACAGGAACAAAUAGUUUUUUUUUUCUAACUUUUCUAAACCUGUGGAUUUUUCUUUUUUAAUUUGACUGGCAAAAAAGUUGCAAAGAACAAAAAAGGUAGAAGCUAAUCA